Ogataea angusta is the source of this 594-nucleotide messenger RNA. RefSeq lists its product as uncharacterized. The transcript has a single exon. NCBI's taxonomy places the organism in Eukaryota, Fungi, Ascomycota, Pichiomycetes, Pichiales, Pichiaceae. The record is from RefSeq and is a predicted model, not a curated record. Bases 1 to 594 code for a protein of 197 amino acids.
AUGUUUGGCCGUUCGAGAUCCCGCAGAGCGCUUAGAAAGUCGCACGGGAACGCCAGCUCGCCUGAAGACGGCUCCUCCAGCAGCGUCAGAGGAGACCCCGAGUCGGCGGCUUCCGUUUGCACGAGCAUCACGUCGAACCUCAAGCAGCUGGACCUGGCAGCCAAGGAGACCGUGCGGGCCGCGCCGCCGUCAGCGUACCAGAGAGCUCCCGCGGACGAGCGCCAGGAAAUGGACGAACUGUUUGCGAUGGAAGACGAGCUGCUGGCGAUAGUCAGGGCGUUCCAGAAUACCAGCUUGGUGCGCAAGAAAAUGCUGGAGAACCUGAUUACCAACAAUUUUGGUGUUUUCCGGUGCAGCACGGCGCACAGUGUCGAGAUGCUCGAGCGGAUCCAGAACACCGUGAACUCGCUGAUCUCGUUUGUGAUGCUGCUGAACCAGUCGGACCAGCCGCAGGACGAGUUCGACGACAUGAGCCCCUACUACGCCGGCGUGCCCACGCCGCCGCGCGCGCGUGCCAACGACAUGCGGUUUGCCAGCAUGCGCGUUCCGCGACACCUGUACGAGGCGUACUACCCGAUGACUCCCUACAGAUAA